Messenger RNA from Morchella sextelata, 915 nucleotides. RefSeq lists its product as uncharacterized. The transcript is spliced from 2 exons. Lineage: Eukaryota; Fungi; Ascomycota; Pezizomycetes; Pezizales; Morchellaceae. The record is from RefSeq and is a predicted model, not a curated record. The coding region runs from base 1 to 915 and encodes 304 amino acids.
AUGUCUGCGAGUGACGUCGGACUAACACAUAUCAACCUGCUCGUGGACAAUAGUACCUUUUUGAAACGAGUCUCUUUCGACACCUUCGAUAACAAGGAUGCCUCUGAUUUUUCGCUCACGCUGAAAUCAAAGCACAAGGACUAUGCCUACACCCGACGAUCGCGCACCUUUCUCUGCGGUACAGAUCAGAAUGAUUAUUCGGAAUUCGCGCUCGAGUGGCUCAUCGACGAGCUCGUCGAUGAUGGCGACGAAAUCGUCUGCCUGCGUGUUGUCGAUAAGGACAGUAAAAUGAGCAGUGAUUCUGCACUGCAGGAAAAGCAGUACCGACAAGAAGCCAAGAAGUUGUUGAACCAAAUCAUAGAGAAGAAUGAUGAGGACAAGACAAUUUCCAUCAUCUUAGAGUUCGCCGUCGGGAAAGUACACGAGACGAUCCAGAAAAUGAUUCAUAUUUAUGAGCCUGUGAUUUUGAUUGUGGGCACUCGUGGUCGUUCACUGGGUGGCCUGCAAGGCCUCCUCCCAGGUUCCGUCUCAAAAUACUGUCUCCAGCAUUCACCGGUUCCGGUCAUCGUCGUGCGACCAUCAUCAAAACGGGAGAAGAAGAAGGAAAAACGAAAGGCCGAUCCCGGUAGAAAGGUCUACCAAGAGAUAUUGCAAAGCUCGGGUGAAUUCAUGACACACAACAACCACAGUCAUGGUGGUGUCUCUGCGAUUUCAGGAAUCACAGAGGGCAUGUCGAACACGUCGAUUAGCUCACUUGGGGAAAUCAGCCCGGGGACUCAAAUUGACCCAGAAGUGUCCCCCAAAACCUCGACAUUUGCUACCUCAGACUCGCCUUCUCCGCAAUCGCUCACGCCGAAUCUUGAGGCGACACCUAUUAGCACACCGACGGAGGAGAAGCAGGAGGGAAGCAAGUGA